This is a messenger RNA of Ectocarpus siliculosus, 1614 nucleotides long. The record is from the annotation of a GenBank genome assembly. NCBI's taxonomy places the organism in Eukaryota, Phaeophyceae, Ectocarpales, Ectocarpaceae.
AUGGGACGCCGCGCGCGAGGCACCGGCAGCAGCAGCGGUAGCAGCGGUAGCCCCGGGGGCGGUGCGGCCGCCGAAGGGACAAGUCGACCAUGGGACCCAGAGAGCAGGAGCGAACAGGGGGCGGGAGGGCGGUCGAGCGACUGGGGGACGGGAGACGCCUGGACGAGCAAGGGCGAGAGCGGCGUCAGCUGGUGGGACAAGGACGGCCCCGGCAUGGGGAUGGAGGAAGCUACGGGGCGGCGGGGGCAGGGGAAGCGGGAGUUGGAUCCCGUCGAGGAGGCCCAAAGGGCGUGCGCCGCGGACCUGAAGAAGCUUGGCCAGCGGGGCCAGUGGGAGGACGCGACGAGAGCGCUGGUCGGAGCGAGGGUGCGCGGAGUGCCUGUGAACGUGUACAUGUACAACAGUGCGAUCAGUGCGGUCAGCAAGGCCGGGCGGUGGAAGGAGGCCAUGUCCAUGAUGAAGCAGAUGGAGAAGGACGGCAUUGCGUUCGACGAGUUCACUUACAGCUCUGUCAUCGUUGCUUGCGGGAGGGGGGGGCAGCCGAGGAAGGCGUUAGAGUUGCUGGACGAGAUGGUCCAAGUGCACGGGAUUGCCCCGGACAUGAUAUGCUACGGCGCGGCUAUCCAGGCCUGUGGAGACGCAGGGUUAACAGAGGAGGCGUUGUCGCUGAUGGAGAAGAUGUCACGCGAGGGCCUACUGCCAGACAAGACGGCCUACAAUUCGGCCAUCAUCGCUUGUGGCGAGAAGGGACAGUGGGAAAAGGCUUUGAACCUUCUCGGGGAAAUGAGGAGUAAGGGGUUGAGGCCGGACCAGAACAGCUACCGCUUCGCCAUGCAGGCGUGCUCGACGGGGGGCAGGUGGGAGAGGGCGUUGCAGCUGUUGCAUGAGAUGGAGGAAGACGGGUCCACGCCGGACGUGGCCGCGUUUCAGACCGCUCUGGACGCGUUGAAGGACGCCGCCCAGUGGGAGAAGGCGAUGGACCUUAUCUCGGAGAUGGACGAGCUGGGGGUACCGCCGUCGGAGGGGUGCUUUGCUGCGGCAAUAGCGGCCUGUGCGGAGGUUGGCGAGUGGCUUCCAGCGUCCACGGCACGAAAGCUCAUGGGGUACUACGGUCUGCAGCCGGAGCUAGAGACGUACAAGUCCAUCAUCAAGGCCUGCCUCGUGGGCAAGGAGUUCAACAUGGCUCUGACGACCCUCUUCGACCUUCAGAAAUCGGGCCGAAGGGCGGACCAGGAGACGUGGGACAUGCUGAUCGAGAUUUGCGCCGUGGUGGGGAAGUGGGACGCGGCGCUGGAGAUCAUACGGGACAUCUUCGCGGAAGAGGUUUGGUUUGACAUGACAGCCAUCCGCUCGAGGUUCUUCGACUGCCCCUCGGAAGACCUGAGGAUGAAAGCUCUCACGAUCAUCGCCAUGGAGGCACGCUCCGCGCCCAGCAUGAAGCGCAAGAAGAUUAACAACAUACGGGCGGCGACCAAAGCGAAAAAGAGAAAACCCAGCUACAAGCAGCCUGCUGAGAAGACUCCCCCCAAGAAGAGAAGAAGUAGCGGUAGAUGGGAUAGUAACGCCGGGAGCGGGGAUGUGCCGAAGGAACUAGCCGACUUGAGUCUAGAUUAG